This is a messenger RNA of Ceratotherium simum simum (southern white rhinoceros), 2113 nucleotides long. RefSeq names its product ATPase H+ transporting accessory protein 1 (gene ATP6AP1). Lineage: Eukaryota; Metazoa; Chordata; Mammalia; Perissodactyla; Rhinocerotidae. The record is from RefSeq and is a predicted model, not a curated record. Gene Ontology annotation, molecular function: ATPase activator activity. Gene Ontology annotation, cellular component: proton-transporting V-type ATPase complex.
CACCUGAUCGGCGGCGGCAGUGGUGGCCAAGGCAGUGGAGGCCGAGGCUAUGAUGGCGGCGACAGCGGCGGCUCGGCUGCGGGUGGGGAUGCGGCGGGUUGCAGUCCUCUGGCAGAUGCGGUGGCUGCCGCUGUUGCUGGUGGCGUUGGCGGCGGCGGCGGAGCAGCAGGUGCCGCUGGUGCUGUGGUCUAGUGACCGAGGCUUGUGGGCUCCUGCUGCCGACACCCACGAGGGCCAUAUCACCAGCGACAUGCAGCUCUCUACCUACUUAGACCCCGCCCUGGAGCUGGGCCCCCGAAAUGUGCUGCUCUUCCUGCAGGACAAGCUGAGCAUUGAGGACUUCACGGCGCACGGUGGCGUGUUUGGGAAUAAGCAGGACAGUGCCUUUUCUAACCUGGAGAAUGCCCUGGACCUGGCCCCCUCUUCUCUGGUGCUUCCUGCUGUCGACUGGUAUGCGGUCAGUACUCUGACCACUUAUCUGCAGGAGAAGCUUGGAGCCAGCCCCCUGCAUGUGGACUUGGCCACCCUGCGGGAGCUGAAGCUCAAUGCCAGCCUCCCGGCCUUGUUGCUCAUCCGCCUGCCCUACACAGCCAGCUCAGGUCUGAUGGCGCCGAGGGAGGUCCUCACAGGCAAUGAUGAGGUCAUUGGGCAGGUACUGAGCAUGCUCAAGUCCGAAGAUGUCCCAUACACAGCAGCCCUCACAGCACUCCGCCCUUCCAGGGUGGCCCGCGAUGUAGCCAUGGUGGCUGGUGGGCUAGGUCGCCAGCUGUUGCAAAAACAGCCAGCAUCGUCUGUGAUCCAUCCUCCUGUGAGUUACAAUGACACCGCCCCCCGGAUCCUGUUCUGGGCCCAAAACUUCUCGGUGGCAUACGGGGACCACUGGGAGGACCUGACCUCCCUCACGUUUGGGGUCCAGGAGCUCAACCUGACCGGCUCCUUCUGGAAUGAUUCCGUUGCCAAGCUCUCGCUGACCUACGAACACCUCUUUGGUACCACAGUGACAUUCAAGUUUAUUCUGGCUAACCGCUUCUACUCGGUGUCCGCCCGGCACUGGUUUACCAUGGAGCACCUUGAGAUCCACAGCAACGGCUCCAUUGUCUCCUUCAAUGCCUCCCGGGUCACGGGGCCCAGCAUCUACUCCUUCCACUGCGAGUAUGUCAGCACUUGGAGCAAGAACGGCAAUAUCCUUGUGCCCCGCAUGCAGCCCUCUCUCUGGCAAAUCACGCUUCAGGACUUCCAGAUCCAGGCCUUCAGUGUGACAGGUGAGCAGUUCUCCUACGCCAGUGACUGUGCCGGCUUCUUCUCUCCUGGCAUCUGGAUGGGGCUGCUCACCUCCCUUUUCAUGCUCUUCAUCUUCACCUAUGGCCUGCACAUGAUCCUCAGCCUCAAGACCAUGGACCGCUUUGAUGACCACAAGGGCCCCACCAUCUCUUUGACCCAGAUUGUGUGACCCUGUGCCCAUGGGGGGUUGAGGGCAUGAUGUGUCCAGGUUGUUGCUUUCCCACCCUGAGGCAUGCUGGACUGAAGGGCUUCCCCUCUUCCUACCAUAGUGUGAACCCACAGCUCCCCUCAGUCUGUCUUGCUCCCUGUUCAACUGAGGGGCUUUCCUGGGGCUGCCCACCCUCCAUCUCUACCAAGAAGAUGUAUAUAUUCUGCAUUGCUAGUAGAAAAAUCUCCCAGGUUUGGGCAUUGUGAGGGGAGGGGACCUGAGUUCUAGGGCCCCUCCUCCUCCCCCUUUCUCCUUAUUUAUUCUCAUCUCUCUGCCUUCACCCCUUGCUGUUUAUAGUGCUUUUGUGGCCAGUGCUCCCUCCCCAGGCUUUAUGGGGCUCCCUGCAGCGGCCAGGAGCUGGAGGUUCCCUAAGUUUGGGGGUGCUGAAGUACUAUUUAGCUGUCUGUCCCACUUGGCUGGUGUUAUUGUUUUUUGGUGAUGUUGUGCUAACAAUAAACAGUACACUGGGGUUUAUUUCUGUGGCCUGAUAAGGAAGGGUCCUCCACGGCAGGUGGGCUGGGUAUGAUCACUGGGUUUCUGGCAUGUUGCGGCCAGGAGUGCCUGGCAGGAGCCUGGGGUACUCGGUGGUUUCCUUCCUAAUAAAAUAAAGACGGGUCGCCAUGC